AAGAAUGAUUUAAAAUUAAAAAAAAAAUAACUGUACAUAUUUGUACGUAAAAAUUCAAAGUGAGUUUAAGAAAUGAAUAAUUUGAUCAUAGUCGUCGUUAUAUGUUGUGUAACACCGGUGGUGUUGCCAGCUAAAUAUAUUAUACCGAAGUGGAAAAAACAGCCGGCUCUAUAUCAGAAGAGUGUCCAGGCGUGCGAGUUGCCGUCGGUGCAGAGCGAACACAGCCACUAUGUGUGCGAUGACAAAGGAGAGCCGAAGUGCCUGCCUGGCUGGCAGGGCGAUCUCUGCGACGUGCCAACUUGCAAAAAGGGCUGCGAUCCAUUGCAAGGUUACUGCAAACGGCCAGGAGAAUGUCGGUGUAAGUUAGGAUUCUACGGUGAGCGAUGCAACAAAUGCAUACCUCUACCAGGCUGUCAGCGUGGCUACUGUAACGUUUCCUUCGAAUGCAUCUGCAGGGAUGGCUGGGAUGGGAUAUUCUGUUCUGAGCCAAUCUGUCGUUCCGAUUGUCACCCAACUCGUGGUUACUGUGAGUCCCCGGGCGAGUGCCGUUGCCGAUUGGGUUGGGCCGGGCCGACGUGUCGCUCGUGCCAGACGUUACCGGGCUGCCAACAUGGAUAUUGCGAUAAGCCGCUAGAGUGCAAAUGCCUGCCUGGCUAUACUGGAUUGUUGUGCCAGACCCCAUUGUGCUCAACGGGUUGCCACAGCGAGCGAGGUUACUGCCGGCGGCCAGGUGAGUGCCGAUGCAAGGUGGGCUGGACGGGACCGACGUGCGCUCAAUGCCAUCGCUACCCCGGCUGCGUGCAUGGCACCUGCAACCGGCCUUGGGAGUGCAUCUGUGAGAACGGUUGGGGCGGCAUGCUCUGUGAUGAAGAGCUCAAUUUUUGUGAAAAGAAUCCUGAUACUUGUAAGAACGGUGGUAAAUGUCAAUCUCUGGAAUCUGGAGAUGGCUACUUUAGGUGUCAAUGUCCCUCCGGAAUCAGCGGGAAACAUUGUGAGAACGUUCCAGAAAGUAUGACAACACCAGCGACUAAUGCUACGGAAGUACCGGAGGAAGUCGAAGAAGUUGAAGAAACUACAGAGAAGACUGAGGAUGCAUUCGAACUGAGCAGCGGCGACAAUGAGACUGAAUGAUUUUAAUUAUAGGUGCUAAAUUAUUUAUUUAUUUUAGUUUUAGUAGCAGUAAAAAUAUGUCAAAAUGUUGGAGUUUGGUAAAUAUU
Messenger RNA from Vanessa atalanta (red admiral), 1217 nucleotides. RefSeq names its product neurogenic locus protein delta-like. The coding region runs from base 73 to 1131 and encodes 352 amino acids. Gene Ontology annotation, biological process: cell communication. The transcript is spliced from 6 exons. Gene Ontology annotation, cellular component: membrane. NCBI's taxonomy places the organism in Eukaryota, Metazoa, Arthropoda, Insecta, Lepidoptera, Nymphalidae. The record is from RefSeq and is a predicted model, not a curated record.